AAAGGUAAUUGAAACCAACCCUAAGCUCCUUGUUUUUCCGCUUCAAAGGUAACCCCGAUUAUUGCUGACUUAAGCAUUGGAGUGUCUACCCCGAGGAUCCACCUCGGGGCUUUGCAGGUCAAUCUAGAGUGCAGAUUCGGACUGAAGAAGGACUUCCGGUUUGGUGCAGUUACAUUUUUGGCACCAUCUAUGGGAAACUGAACUAAAGGCUCUUUUGUUGCUCUUAUCAUGGUGAAAACUAGGUCAGCCCGAGGUGGAAACUCGUCUCAGCCUCUUGGACGAGAAGGAGAAGACGAAAAUCAACCACACAAUUCGCCUCAUCCCCCACCCCCAAUCCCAAAUACGGUCCCUCCUGUGGACCAUGCAGAAGGAGAAGACGAAAAUCAACCACACAAUUCGUUAUUAGCCCGGAACAAUCCUGGUGAUCCACUCAUCAACCUACUUAAUCCUGCUCCGCAGCCUCCAGCCCCACCACAAGAUCCUGACCCAGUUCAACAUGCUCCCCCUGUUAGUGAAUCUCAGGGCCAAUCUCACAUCGCACCAGUUAUGCAACCCCCUCGUGAUGAUGUCACUCGACGUUUAGAUAGCUUAGAAAAGCUAGUGGUCGAACAACGAGGCAUCCCACCUCCACACCCUGUUGCUGACUCCGUACCUCACCCUCUCAACACCAAUAUUAUACUGGAACCCUACCCUGCUGGCUUCCGAAUACCACAGCUUGAAACUUAUGAUGGGACGAAGGACCCCGAUGAUCAUCUACAUGCUUUUUACUCUUGCAUGCAGGCCCAGAAUGCCUCUGACGCGUUGAUGUGCAAAAUCUUUCCCUCUACUCUCCGAGGUAAUGCUCGAACCUGGUACUACAGUCUGCCUCCGAGAUCAAUCAACUCAUACAUAGAACUGGCAUCUGCUUUUGCCACAAAGUUUUCCAGUAGAAGAUUCAAUGAUGCAGUGCUAGAGGUUAACUCUUUCGACCAAGCAGUGGGCAUUACAGCUGUGAUCUCGGGUCUCGGCCAUGAAAGAUUCAGAGACAGUCUGCUUGAACAUCCCGCCACCACCUUCAGUGAGGUAAACGAUAGAUCGUUGAAAUUCAUAACGGCUGAGGAAUACGCCCUGUCGCAACACCUAACUCCUAUUAAGAGCCAACACCCAGACUGGAGAGAUGAGAAUCCGAACAGGAAACGGAUGAAGACAACACAGAACCGAGGUCCGAUGUCGACUUCCACCCCGAGAUUCGGAAGGCCGAACUCAGCACCUCCGCAACAACCUACAAGUAAACCUCCAGUUAAUUGGACUCCUUUUAAUUUGCCGAGGUCACAAAUUUUUAUGCAGAUUAAGAAUAAAAUGGACUUACGACGUCCGGGUUCAAUGAAAACUGCUGCUGCUACCAGAGACCAUACUAGAUACUGUGAUUUUCACCAGGAUCACGGUCAUACAACAGAGCAAUGUAAUAGUCUGAGGUCCGAACUGGAAAGUCUGGCACAGAAAGGACUGUUGAAUGAGUAUAUCCAGAGAGUGGAACAGCCAAGGUUUGUCAGAGAACAAGGGCCACAGCAUCAAGCAAUCCGCAAUCCCCCAAACAAACAAGGUGUGGGAUAUCAGCAAGCCCCACCCCCACUCCCACCACCAGCUAGAGUCAUACACAUGAUUACGGGAGGUCUGGAAGCUGGUGGACUGAGCUCUAAGCAGCGGAAGCUGUAUGUCAGAGAGGUUAGGCAUCAGAACCGAGCUCAGAAACGAAAAUUUGACGAUGCUGAGUGGAAGAAUCAACCCAUCACUUUCACGUCUGCUGAUCUUGAAACAAUUGUCACACCUCACAAUGAUCCUCUCGUCACUUCUGUCACAAAAUCAACAAUUCGGUAUGAUGGUCCCAUCUACGAGUUCAACAACCAACCAGUUCCAGUUGAAGGAGUCCUCACCAUGAAUGUUGCCUUUGGAAGUGGCCGCAGUUAUGUGACCCCUUUAGUAAGGUUUUUAGUGGUCAAGAUGGCGUCCUCUUUCAACGCUGUCAUUGGCCGACCUACACUGACUGAGAUCCGAGCCGUGGUUUCCCAGUCUCAUCUAUGCAUGAAGUUCCCAACUCCUACGGGAAUAGCAACACUGCGAGGCAACCAGGAGGUAGCCCGACAUUGUUAUAUCACCUCGGUGACACAACCUCAGAAGAGCAAGGCUCAGACACCCGAGAUUAAUCCUAAACAGAUACCUGAUGAUCGGCAAGUUAUGGGUGUUGAAAUAGUAGAUAACCGACCAGAAGAUGAAACCAGAGCUGCUCCAGUCGAAGAUGUGGAGGAGGUACAGAUUGAUGACAGAGAUCCGAGUAGGAAAACGCAAAUUGGGACUAAAUUGAACCCGAAAGAAAGAGCAAAGCUAAUAGCUUUUCUUCGAGCCAAUAACGAUGUUUUUGCAUGGACUUCAGCAGAUAUGCCGGGAAUCCCCACUUCAGUUUUUCAACAUAAACUCAGCACCAAUCCCCUCAAGAAACCAGUAGCCCAGAAGCGACGUCUCUUCGGGGGGGAGAGGUUAAAGGUCCCAAUGGCUCCUGAGGAUGAAGAAAAAACCUCGUUCUAUGUCGACGAUGAGAUCUAUUGCUACGUAAUGAUGCCUUUCGGCUUGAAGAACGCAAGUGCCACUUACCAGAAGAUGGUUACCAUCGUAUUCCGAGCUCAGAUAGGACGGAAUCUGGAAGUUUAUGUUGAUGAUAUAGUGGUAAAGAGCUUGAAAGUUGACAAUCACUUAACCGAUCUUGAGGAGACAUUCAACAAUCUCAAACAGAAUAGAAUGAGGUUAAACCCAGCCAAGUGCAUCUUCGGUGUGGAAUCUGGAAAAUUCCUGGGUGAAACACCCUAUCAUCUGGCCUUUGGAACCAAAGCAGUCAUUCCUAUCGAGAUAGGAGUUCCAAGCUUCAGAGUCACCCAUUUCGAUGAAGGACGGAAUGGACAACUGCUUCAGGAGAACCUUGAUCUGCUUGAUGACCUCAGAGAAGAAGCAUGACUUCGAACUCUAAUCUACAAACAGAAAAUCGCAAACUUCUACAAUAAACGAGUUCGACCCCG
Rubroshorea leprosula is the source of this 3047-nucleotide messenger RNA. NCBI's taxonomy places the organism in Eukaryota, Viridiplantae, Streptophyta, Magnoliopsida, Malvales, Dipterocarpaceae. The record is from the annotation of a GenBank genome assembly.